AUGACCAAUUGUCGAUGCCUCCCUGUUCUGCAGCUUGCUAGGUUACGCCACAAGCAUCCACUUCAGACGAAGAAGGCUUUGUGGCUGAAGAAAGAGGGCAUCGACCUGUUGAAAGAUCUUUUGGGGUACUUGAAGGGAAGCAACGCUAUCCUCCUGAGGAUCUGCAGGCAGUUUCGCCUGCGCGCCACCAUCCAGCUUCUCUUCGGCAACGCAGACGACGAGCAGAAGAACGUGCAGGUGCUCUGCGCAGAAGUCGUCGAUAUGUCGGACAUCACCAUGCAUCACCAGCUGUGGUACUAUAUCCGUGAGAGGCACGAUGGAAAGUUGCUGUGUGCAGUCGAAGAGGCGAACGAAGAGAAAGACAUCGAGGUGCAUUGGGUGACGGACGCUCCGAAGGCAAAUUCCAUCAACAGCCCUUACACAGUGUAUGGGAACGAGGCCAGUCCCGCGCACACCUACAUGCAUUUGUGUCUCAUCGUCGAUGUUGGCAAGGCUGGCGAGCGGGCAACGGCGACAGAAUAG
This is a messenger RNA of Sparassis crispa, 522 nucleotides long. RefSeq lists its product as hypothetical. NCBI's taxonomy places the organism in Eukaryota, Fungi, Basidiomycota, Agaricomycetes, Polyporales, Sparassidaceae. The record is from RefSeq and is a predicted model, not a curated record. The coding region runs from base 1 to 522 and encodes 173 amino acids. The transcript has a single exon.